AAAAACGCCACUUUCUUCACGGAGUGGCUUAUUUAUUUUUGCUUAGACGCUUGAACAUGGAAUCAGACAGCUCACCGGUCAAGUCUGACCAGGACUUGAGAAAUAAUGCCGAGGCAUCACGCUGUCUGAUGAUCUCCCCUGUGAAGAAGCUCAGUGCUCUUAGACUCGUAUCACCCUUCGACACAGACCAGGAAAUGAUAGACCUAGAGGUUGCUUCAGUUUUGGCUGAGGGAUGUUCUGUAUCUCCAGAGAAGUCAAAGCCACCAGGCACUGUCACUACAACUCCUGUCAGGCCGACAACUGUAAUGACAAACAUUCAGAGAGGGAAUGUUCAAACAACAACUCCUGUGUUUCAAACCAUCACAAUCCACCAGUUGGCUGCCCAAGGAGAGCUCAACCAACUAAAACAUGAAGUAGAACAAGGGGUUGACAUAGAUAAGGUUGAUGACAGUGGGUUGUCUCCCCUUUUGUGGGCGUGUGCCAACGGUCAGUGUCUGACUGCCCGCUACCUACUUGACCACCAGGCAGAUCUUGAUAUUGUUGGUAACCAUGGAGAGAAUGCCCUGCUGUUUACCAGCUGCUAUGGUUACAUUGACAUCCUCAAACACCUGCUGGCCCUUGGAAUGAAUGUAGAUUACACAGAUGAGACGGGUAGUAGUGGUCUGAUGUAUGCUGCAUACAACGGGCAUGGGAGCUGCGUUGGUGCACUGCUAGAGGCAGGUGCGGACCUCACACUGGAGAAUGAGAAUGGACACACCGCCAUGGACCUUACUAUUGGUCAGGGGCACAGGCAGGUCCAGCAAGUUAUAGAGAGCCACAUGUUGAGGAUGUUCGACUCCCUAACCUGAUGUACUGCUGGUGUUAACCUACAAUGUACAUCUCAUGAUCAUGUGACCUGAUGUAACGCUGGCGUUAACCUACAAUGUACAUCUCAUGAUCAUGUGACCUGAUGUAACGCUGGCGUUAACCUACAAUGUACAUCUCAUGAUCAUGUGACCUGAUGUAACGCUGGCGUUAACCUACAAUGUACAUCUCAUGAUCAUGUGACCUGAUGUAAUGCUGGUGUUAACCUACAAUGUACAUGUCAUGUGACCUUAUGUAACGCUGGUGUAAACCUACAAUGUACAUGUCAUGUGACCUUAUGUAACGCUGGUGUUAACCUACAAUGUACAUGUCAUGUGACCUGAUGUAAUGCUGGUGUUAACCUACAAUGUACAUCUCAUGUGACCUUAUGUAACGCUGGUGUAAACCUACAAUGUACAUGUCAUGUGACCUGAUGUAAUGCUGGUGUUAACCUACAAUGUACAUCUCAUGUGACCUUAUGUAACGCUGGUGUAAACCUACAAUGUACAUCUCAUGUGACCUUAUGUAAUGCUGGUGUUAACCUACAAUGUACAUGUCAUGUGACCUUAUGUAACGCUGGUGUAAACCUACAAUGUACAUGUCAUGUGACCUUAUGUAACGCUGGUGUAAACCUACAAUGUACAUGUCAUGUGACCUGAUGUAAUGCUGGUGUUAACCUACAAUGUACGUCUCAUGUGACCUGAUGUAACGCUGGUGUUAACCUACAAUGUACAUGUCAUGAUCAUGUGACCUGAUGUUACGCUGGUGUUAACCUACAAUGUACAUCUCAUGUGACCUGAUGUAAUGCUGGUGUUAACCUACAAUGUACAUCUCAUGUGACCUUAUGUAACGCUGGUGUAAACCUACAAUGUACAUGUCAUGUGACCUGAUGUAAUGCUGGUGUUAACCUACAAUGUACAUGUCAUGGUCAGGGAACAAGACCAUAUCUUGCCCUAAAGGAGGAUUCAAUGUUGUGGAGAAUAGAGGAAGAAAUAACAGAUAAUUGAUAUUUAAUUCAAGUACAAUCUUAAAUAGUAACAAUGAAUUAUGUACAAGUUUGUUUCAAUUCAACCAAUAAUUGUCAACAUAAUGGUACAUAUAUAUAUAAAACAAAAAAAAUGCAAUUGUUUUGUUUGUAGUAAA
This is a messenger RNA of Mya arenaria, 1986 nucleotides long. RefSeq names its product ankyrin repeat family A protein 2-like. The record is from RefSeq and is a predicted model, not a curated record. The transcript is spliced from 8 exons. Lineage: Eukaryota; Metazoa; Mollusca; Bivalvia; Myida; Myidae. Gene Ontology annotation, molecular function: protein binding. The coding region runs from base 57 to 848 and encodes 263 amino acids.